CUCCGCGCGGGGGAGGCGGCGGUGGGGCGGGAGGGGAGUGCCAUCCCCGCGGCGGCCGCGGCCGCCCGUUCCCCGCGGCGGAGCAGGAGGAUGCGGCCCGGCGCCGGGCUCUGAGCGAUGGAGGGGGUCCUGUACAAGUGGACCAACUAUCUAGCGGGUUGGCAGCCUCGAUGGUUUGUUUUAGACAAUGGGAUAUUGUCAUACUAUGAUUCCCAGGAUGAUGUAUGCAAAGGCAGCAAAGGAAGUAUAAAGAUGGCUGUGUGUGAAAUAAAAGUUCAUGCAACAGACAACACGAGAAUGGAGCUUAUCAUCCCAGGGGAGCAGCAUUUCUAUAUGAAAGCAGUUAAUGCAGCUGAAAGGCAAAGAUGGCUGGUAGCACUGGGGAGUGCAAAAGCCUGUUUAGCAGAUACCAGAACAAAAAAAGAAAAAGAAAUAAGUGAGACCAAUGAAUCUCUUAAAACCAAAAUGUCUGAACUUCGUCUCUACUGUGAUCUUUUAAUGCAGCAAGUUCAUACAAUACAAGAAUUUGUUCACCAUGAUGAGACUCGCUCUCCUCCCAACAUUGAGAAUAUGAAUGAAGCCUCUUCCUUGCUUAGUGCCACAUGUAAUACAUUUAUCACAACACUUGAAGAAUGUGUGAAGAUUGCUAAUGCCAAGUUCAAGCCAGAAAUGUUCCAGCUGCCUCACCCUGAUCCCUUGGUUUCUCCUGUGUCACCAUCACCUAUUCAAAUGAUGAAGCGUUCCAUUAGCCACCCUGGUCCUUGCUAUUCAGAAAGGAUUAAUCACUCUGCAAAAGAGCCAGGUUCGUCUCUCCACCGACUUUCUCAGCAGCGCAGAAGAACAUACUCGGACACAGAAUUUUAYAGUGAUACAGUUUCUGAAGAUUCUCAGAGAUCUGCUCAUUGUUCUAGAAGUGCUGUCAAUGGAGAUCUGGUAUCAUCAACCAUUCCUGAAGAAAGUAAAUCAGUGUCAAAGGAAAGAUAUGAACUGGAAGAGACUCUUUCAUCCUUUUCCUCCUGAAGCAACUGAAAGUAUUACAUUUUCUAUAAAUAAUGCUAUGCAAAAGCUGUUGUAAUUAUAAUGUUGUUAUAGGAAGUAGUUAUUUCCCUUUUUAGAAGGAUUUCUCUGCACUUUAUAGAGUAACACAAAUACUAUCUUUGAAGUGUAUUUUAUCUUUGUAUAGUUUAUUUGCAAGAGUAUUUUCCUAAUAUUUCACAGUUUGAAUGUGCAUUUUUUUGAACAAAUGAUGGCUUUAAUAGAUAAGCAUCCACAUUUGUAAAUGCAGCUCUUUAUAAAAAGUGUGGAGGUAUGACUGAUAUGUUAGUAAACAUGCACUAUAAACGUCAGCAAAAAUUUUUUUUUUUUUUGAGAAAAUGCAACUUGUGCCAUGGGCCUCUUGGUCAUUUGUACCAGGUCAUCCACCUGGAGCUGUGAUUAGCCCCACAAUGGCUUUUUUUUGCCAGUGUAAGGGCUGUGGGAAUGGGCACUAAUGGCUCUGCUCCAGCAGCCUGACGGUAAUUGACAUUGCCACCUUUCAAAACACAAGGAUAUACAUAAUCCAGUCCUUAUUUUAGGCAAUGAAAGUAGAAAUAUUUAGUGUAUUUUUCUAAACAAAUGUGUAAAAAUAACUUAAUAUGAAGUAUUUGUACCAAACAUGGGAUAUUUAAUAGUUUUUAUUUAUUUAUUMUUUUUUGCAUCAAGAAUUUUUACCUACUUUCACUACUAAAGGUCUAAAGAUCUACUAAAGGCUUCAAAAUGUGCUUAAAUUGUUUCUGGGGUGUGUAGCAUCACAAAUAAUUAAUACAGCKCUGUUCAGAUUUACUCUGCUUACUUAAGAUGUGUUUUUUGGCAAGCUUGAUAGAAGCAAGAGCUGAAAUGUUGGACUGCUCUAAGCUGCUGUUGUGAUGAAUAUUUGUAUCUAUACAUGGUUUAUUUAUGACAUAUUUAUACAAAAGGGAGCUWCUGUUUCUGCAACUCAUUUAUAUCAUUUGAGGAUGGUAUACACCAGAAGAUGGCUUCUGCUCUCRGUUACAUCGGUGUAAAUUUGCAUUAACUGUGAGGUCAGAGUCUGACUCUCUUAAUGAUUAAUGAGUAAUAUAGUAUAAUAGUGCCUACUAGCACCUUGGUCCAGAAGGUUGUUACUGUUAGCAUUGUAAGCUUUURGGGAUUUUGGGGGUGUUUGUUUAGGGAUGAACUUGGUCUAUAAAGUCUUAGGUGUAGAGCACUUUAAGCAAGCCAUUUACUGUUCUUGAUUUACACAAUUGCUAAAUAUAUGUACAGGGUUUUUUGUACUCAAGCACAUACCAAAAUCUGGUUUUAUAAUCAGAACUUUAAUUUGGUUUAACUAGUCUUCCUUUUGUGUAUAUAAAUAAUUUGAAGCAGGCUGGAAAGAACAGAUGGGAAUGGGAGCUUUCCUUAUAAAUUUUUGGAAUGUUGUUUUAUCUAAGUCAAAACAGGUCCAAAUGUUGAGGAAAAACAUAUGAGCUGUUGGCCAUAUAUGAAAUGCCAGUUGAUAAACCAUUAUGUCAGGUUCAAGUGGAAUGGAAUGRUUUGUAAAAGGUUUUUGUGGAUUCCAGCUCAGAGCUGUCAUUUGUGCUCUUGUCAGUUGUCAGUUUUCAUACAAACUGGCAUAUGCAUAUCAGCCACACAUAUGCUUGUACAUUUUUUUCUGAAUGUUUGCUUUAAUGUAUUCUGUAUGACACRAAAAUUGUAAAAAUAAGUAUUAAAAAAGAUGUUCAGAAAAGUAAGCCACAUACUGCAGUGGGAGUGUUGUCUUGAAUCAUAUGCURUCAGAGUUGCUUUUUGAAAUUUCACUGAGGUUUCUGCCACCUUCUGUAGUGUGAAGUACACAUCACAGUGAUACCUUUUUCUGCUUUCAACAACUAUGAAGAAAGGAGAUUGGACUCGACAUUGUGCAAAAAAAAGUAAGACUGUUCAGUGCAUGUAGUAGUAAUAAUUUUAAGUACUACCACAAGACAGUUGUGAUCAGUUACAUGCAAAUUUUGUGCUUGGAAUUACUGCAGCACUGUUGUGGGUUUUUUCUUUCUCCAAAGCCAUCAUUUCAGCUUUGUGUAUAUAUGUGAUARUUUUCUGUUAAAUCAGCCCUUUUAUAGGUAUCUCUGCCAAACAUCCUAAAAUGUAAUUCAGUGAAAUCAAUGAAGAUGAUAUGCUGUCAUACUUUUGGUAACUGGGGCUAAAGAAUCACUUCUGAAAAUUAUCUGGCUGAAUCACAAUGAUCCAUGCAUAGUAAGACUAAAAAAUACCUGUAUGUGCUUACAUGUUUCAUUUCCARGUGUAGGGGAGGGCUUAUAAGGAAUGCCAGAUUGUAUCAUUCUUUCUAGUGCAGAAUGAGAGAGAGCUGAACCUCAGAAUAGGUAGUUGGUACUUACAGUUUUGAUCUCACAUGCUUCUGAAGAGCUCAAUGUGAAACCAAUUAAAAAUGUUAAUAGUAUUCAUCAUUUAAUAUAAGCAUGGGACGUAUAUUUAGGUGAAAAGUGCUAAUUUCAGUUAUAUCUCUGAAGUUUCUAGCAUCAGAUAAUUAGAAUGCUUAGAAAUUAAYGGCUUUCAUUACAAAGAAUUAAUGGUAAGGCACACAAUGAUUUGGAGAGUUGUGAAUAGUGAGAUUACAAUGUUCAGGGGCUUUAAAGGACUCUAAAUUAAUGUUUGUAUGUCUUUCAACUUAGUAAUUCAACUUCACCUUUUAAUCUUUUUUUCCCUCAGAGAAAGAAAGCUCUGGGAUAGCAGUACUUCAGAGCUUGCUUCUGCAAAAAAAAUUGUAUUCCUUACUUAAAAAUUGAUAUCACAGCUAUUUGUUUUUGUUAAGGUUAUUUUCACAAACUAUAAACUUGAGUUUUGCUYCACUCCUAAGUAUUCUAAAUAUUAAGUAUUCUAGUGUAGCUGUUUUUGGUGUAAACCAGAAACUUUUAAAAGGAGUGUAAUACCUGAAUAAGUGAAAUGUCCGCAUCUGAAAAUCAGCUAAAAUGCAAUAAAAUGAAUCUUUCAGUAUUUUUAUGGCUGUCCACUAUCACAGUUACUUUUUGUAGGCUGUCACAUGUAACAUGCUAGUAGAAAAUGGAUAGCUCUAUAGCAGGAUUUAUACAGCAGCUCAGUGAGUUUUGUUAAAAAGUUUUUUCCUUAAAGGUCAGUGCUCAGGAAUCAUGAAUGCCAAAUGCCUUCAUUCAUAUCAGUGGUAAGAUAUUUUUUCCAAACUUGGUCCUAUAGCACAAUAGAUUUGAUCUUUAAAUAAAACAAAUGUCAGCUUGUACUGUUAGAAAUCACCAUAUUGGACCUGGAUAUAAUAAGGAUUUUGAAAUGGUUUUUGGUUUCCUUUUCAUCCAGAGACUGCUUAAUCUGUUGUCUUGAAAAAUGUUUUCUUAGGAAUGUAUUCUGUGAAAUGGAAUAUUGAAGCUUUAGCUUGUGACUUCAGCAAUGUCAUUCUAGGUUAGCAUUUGCUUAGUGGUCUUGUGAAAAACACUGGCUCAGCUGGUUGGCCUGUAACAUGAUCUAUUCAAGCUGURUUUUAGCAAAGCCCUAAGUAUUUUAAAUCCUAUUUUUAGACAUGUGAGUCACUCAUCUGCCUAAAGUACUUGCUUAAGAGCUGUGCAGACUUGGACCAGAGAGGUUSUGGCAGGAUGAACUUGCUUACACUGCUGCAGCAGUGUGCUUUUCCUUCUCUGUUUUGAGACAGAGUAGAAGCCAUGUAAGAUGGAGUUUCCAAUAGCCUUUGUGAAGAAGAGGCCGUGGUUGAAUCUACAGAUGCUACCACUAUUUCUGCUGAGAUGACUAAUUAUAUAGUGUGUUUUUAGUGUUAAUUACGUGYCUGUGUACACAAGUUGCUUGUUA
Malurus melanocephalus (red-backed fairy wren) is the source of this 4842-nucleotide messenger RNA. It is a transcript of the gene PLEKHA3, whose product is annotated as pleckstrin homology domain containing A3. Gene Ontology annotation, cellular component: early endosome; recycling endosome; trans-Golgi network. The record is from RefSeq and is a predicted model, not a curated record. Bases 118 to 1020 code for a protein of 300 amino acids. Gene Ontology annotation, biological process: retrograde transport, endosome to Golgi; endosome organization; receptor recycling. NCBI's taxonomy places the organism in Eukaryota, Metazoa, Chordata, Aves, Passeriformes, Maluridae. The transcript is spliced from 8 exons.